AUGGCUGUACAGACACUAAUGGCAUCAGAUUUGUACUCUUGGUGCUCUGACAAUCUUGUGACAGAUAAAUUCCGAUGGACUUCAGGUCUGCGUUUACAAGAGUUAAUUCCCUUGGAACCAGCAGUAACAAGUAAUUCCACAGAUGUUGGCCGAUCCAGACUUGUAAUUGGACACAAUGUAGCUUUUGACAGAUCAUUUGUAAAAGAACAGUAUAAUUUAGAGAAAACCAAGUUGAGGUUUAUGGAUACUAUGUCAAUGCAUAUAGCAGUGUGUGGCCUAACCAACUUACAGCGUGUCUUGUAUCAGGCUGCUAAAAAUGACAGUCAACAGAAAAUUGUGAAAGAAUAUGAACAACGAAACAAGCAAAGAAGAGCAUUUGUUACUGAUGACUGGAAGGAAAUGAGCUCAUUAAAUAAUUUAGGAGACGUGUACAAUCUUCAUGUUGGAGAUAAGAAAAUUGAUAAAGAUCCUCGAAGUAUAUUUGUUGAAGGUUCUACAGCUGAUGUUAGAGCCAAUUUUCAGGAGCUAAUGUUCUAUUGUGCAGGAGAUGUACAGGCAACUUACAAAGUCUUCCGGGUUCUUUGGCCACAGUUUAAUGAAAGAUUUCCUCAUCCGGUGACAUUGUCUGGUAUGUUAGAGAUGGCGACUGGUUAUCUGCCAGUUAACCAGAACUGGGAACGUUAUAUACACCAGUCUAAUGCUGUGUACGAGGACAUGGAACGGGAGACAAAACAACUUCUCAUGAGGCUAGCAAAUGAUGCUUGUGAAAAAGCAAAUGAUGAAAGCUAUAAAAAAGACCCCUGGUUAUGGAACCUAGACUGGACUAUGAAAGAGUUCAAAAUAAAGAGCAAAAAGAAAGAGCCGAAAAAGAAACAAAAAGAGGAGCAAAGUGAGUUGGAAUCGGUUGAAGAUAUUGACUGCAUACAGCAAGUGUUGAAACAGGAAGAUCUACACUAUAAAAAUAAUACGUACAUGAUGGGCUAUCCUGAAGUUUUUGAACUAAAGAUGGACAAGAUGCUGAAUGGACUUGUAAAUGCUGGCCCCAAAUCGUACAAACAUCGUAAAGAAGGUGAAGAUCCUAAGAUUAAAAAAGCAGCCAAGGAAAGAAGAUCAAGAAAACGUUUAAAACAUACAGGGGAUGGACCUUAUGACAGUGUAAAUAUUCCAGGCUGCUGGUUCUUUAAAAUUCCUCACAAGGAUGGGAAGGGUAAGAGAGUUGGUAACCCUCUGGCAAAAGAUUAUGUUAAUCGUGUUGAAGAUGGGACACUGUCAGCCCAGUCAGGUCCAGGUGCAGAUCUCGUCCUGAAAUUAAACAAGUCAUCUAACUACUGGAAAAUGAAUCACAAGCGCAUUGAGUCACAGAUGGCAAUAUGGUUUUCUGAUGAGGAGAUAUCUGACCAUAUCAAACAGGCACCAAAUUAUGUAGAGGGGAGCCAAAUAGGAGCAAUAGUUCCAAGAAUUGUCCCUGCUGGUACAAUUACACGGAGGGGUGUGGAACCAACCUGGCUGACGGCUAGUAAUGCAUAUGUGGACAGAAUUGGGAGUGAGUUGAAAUCAAUGGUGCAGGCACCACCAGGAUUCUGUUUUGUAGGGGCUGAUGUUGACUCACAGGAAUUGUGGAUUGGUGCUAUUCUAGGGGAUGCCAACUUUGGAAAGACACAUGGUUGUACAGCUCUAGGAUGGAUGACACUACAAGGCAGUAAGAAAGAGGGUACAGAUCUACACAGUGUGGUUGCCAAAACAGUUGAUAUCUCUAGAGACCAUGCCAAGGUGUUUAACUAUGGGCGUAUAUAUGGGGCAGGCCAGACGUUUGCACAGAAGCUUCUCCAACAGUUUAACCAUAGACUUACAAUAGAAGAGGCAAGACAGAAAGCCAAACUGAUGUUUGCUACUACAAAAGGCAAAAGAUGCUACCGAACAGGGCUGUGGAGUGGUGGGAGUGAAAGCUCUAUGUUUAACAAGCUGGAAGAAAUUGCUAAACAAGAGGAACCCUGCACUCCAGUACUGGGCUGCCGGAUCAGCAAGGCCUUAGAACCAGAAAAUGUCAGCGAAGAUUUUAUGACAAGUCGUAUAAAUUGGGUCGUACAGAGUUCAGCAGUGGAUUAUCUCCACUUGAUGCUAUCAUGUAUGAGUUGGUUGUUUGAAGAGUACAAUAUCAAAGGACGGUUUUCUAUUAGUAUUCAUGAUGAAGUCAGAUACCUGGUGGCUGAGGAGGAUCGUUACAGAGCAGCUCUAGCUCUACAGAUCACCAAUCUACUAACGCGUUCAAUAUUUGCAUACAAACUUGGUCUUAAGGAUCUGCCUUUGACUGUGGCUUUCUUCAGUGCUGUUGAUAUUGACCAGUGUCUGCGGAAGGAAGUAAACCUAGAUUGUGUCACACCAUCAAACCCACACGGACUUGAAAAGGGCUAUGAUAUACCACAAGGCACAGCUCUAGAUAUACACCAGAUAUUAGAGAAAACAGGAGGUAGUCUAAAUAAAGAUGUACUAGAGACUGAACAAAACAUGACACAGUUUAACGAUACUGAAUUUAUUGAAAGCAGUGGAGGCAGUUCCGAAGAGAAUAUGGAAAAUAAUGAAACUAUCUCUGGGACAGUUCAUGCAUGAACUACAUGUACUUUAAUUGCUAGAGAAGAUGCAAGAAAUAUGAUUAAUUUUGGACAGCUACUGAUUUCUCCUUUAUUUAGGGACAUUCAGGUGCCUCACAAUGUUAACAGUUGUUUUGAGUGGUAUUUGGUACUGCAAUGAAGCAUAAUUAUACAUGUGUAUAUUAUUAUACCCCCCAAAUGAAGUUUAGGGGGGUAUAUAGGAGUGGAGUCACUCGGUGGUUGGUCAGCCAAUCCAGCCGUCCGUUGCAUUUUCCUUGUCCGGAGCAUAACUUGAAGACUAAUGGUUGAAAUUCAAUACAACUUCAUACAAUGGUCAAGCACAUUGAAAGGAAGUGCAGUGCACAAGAACCAUAACUCCAUAUUCACUAAUUACAGAGUAAUUGCCCUUUGUUACUUUUCCUUGUCCGGAGCAUAACUUGAAAACUACUGGUUGGAAUUCAAAACAACUUCGUACAAUGGUCAAACACAAUAAGGGGAAGUGCAGUGCACAAGAACCAUAUCUAAAUUAAUUACAGAGUUAUUGCCCUUUGUUACUUUUCCAUUUUUGUGCCCCCACUUUAGUGGCGGGCAUUUAGAUUUGCCCUUGUCCGUUCUCUUUUGUGUCGCACGUAACUCUAAAAGUAUUUGACCUAGAGUCAUGAAACUUAACAGGAAUGUUGAUCAGCUGGUGCCCUUGACUUAGUAAAAAUUUGCAAUUUUUUAACUUGUGUGGCACGUAACUCAAAAAGUAUUUGACCUAGAGACAUGAAAAAUUACAAGAAUGCUGCUCAGCAUAAGUAUGUAGUUGUGCACCUGGGUAUUUUUGUGUGGAUAUAUUUAGUAUUUAUAGAGUUAUUGCCCUUGAAUUAGUAAAAAUUUCCAAUUUUCAACUUUUAGUGUCGCACGUAACUAAAACAUUAUUGGACCUAGAGUCAUGAAACCUUACAGGAAUGUUGCUCAGCAUUUGUAGUUGUGCACCUGGGUAUUUUCAUGUGGAUAUUUUUAGUAUUUUUAGAGUUAUUGUCCUUGACUUAAUAAAAAUUUACAUUAUUCAACUUGUGUUGCAUGUAACUCAAAAAGUAUUUGACCUGUAGGCCUGAAAGUUUACAAGAAUGUUGGUCAGCAUGUGUACUUAUGCACCUUGGGGUUUUCUUUUGGAUUAAUUCAGUAUUUGUAGUAUUUGCCCUUUACUUAAUAAAAGAUUUUUAGUUUUUAACUUGGGCACAUGUAGCCAAAAAAAAAAAUUUGACCAAGAGACAUAAGAUUGACAAAUCGGUUGAAUUUGGGGGCGUCCGUGUCCUAUUGACACAUUUCUAGUUUCAAUUUUUGUUUUACUUUAUUUAAACCACCUGUGUCUAUGCAAACGUAAAUAUCUUUGUUAUUUUUGAUCAUCCCUCAUAUAAAAAUUCUUUUGGAAAAUGAAAUCUUAACACAAAGAAACUUUAUAGCAAAGAAAAUAAUACAAUAAUUUUGUAUUUAAAUAGACAAAUAGAGCAUUGUACUUUAAUCAAUAAGGCUGGAAUUUUAGUAUUAUUCUGUUGUGUUUUAUAUUAUGCUAAUGAUAUUAAGACAAAGUGUUCAUAAUUUUGCAGUAUAUACUAUAAGCAUUGAAUAUGGGCAUUUAUAUAAAUAUUUGUAUUCAACAAGAAUUUUUUGAAAUCUUCACAUGUUGUUAAAAACCAGAUCUGCUUAUGAAACCAUAAUUUCUGUGGUAUCAUUUUUGUUUUCUUGCCUUACUUGUGAGUUAUAUUUGUUUAUACACAUAUAUAUGAAUUUUUGAGUCAGUUAUUUGCAUUUUGUUACAAUUUAUAUUUGUCAUUUGUAAUGUACUUUUUACAUUUUUUGUGAAAUAUCUUAUACAAGGUUAAGUGUUCCCAGUUAGCAAUACAUUGUAUAUAUAUUAUACUGUUAUUAUAGUUACAACAAACUUUACAACAUACUUUCAUUUGAAAGAUACUCUAAUAAAGUGUUCACAUUCAUUAAUAAUUUUUUAUAAUCUUUUUUUAUUUUUCAUUAAUAGAUACCAUACCAAGAAAAUGUACGCUUCCAUUUGACUGGUCAUUUCAAAUAAUUAUUGUCUUUUAUGGACCUAGGGCAGCGUUUUACUAACGUACUUACGCCUAAGAUUUGCGUAAGUUUAAACGUAAGCGUAAAGUUAUGAUAAUUCUUACGGAAAAACUUAUGUAAUGUUAGUAAAACGCUGCCCUAUAGUUUAAUCUUUAUUAAUCAAAUCUAUGAAAAAAUAAAUAAUAAUCAUGGCAGUAGCAAACAUUAUUUUAUGUCUAGAAAGACUUUAAAGUAAGUACAUGAAUAUUAAUAAUUCUAUUUUAUUACAUGAUAUUAUAAAGCCAAAUAUAAAAAAAACAUCAGAAAAGGUGCAAAAGAUGAGGACAUUACCCAUUUUUGUAACCAGGAUUUUAUUAGAAAGACCCUGAUUUAACACGUAGUAAAGUUGAUGAUGCAGGAAAUACAAGUGCUUGAAAAUGUUUAUUUUCUAUGGUGUUACAUGUUGUUGAGCUGAAACUGGUAAAACAUACCAGAAGUAUUUCAAAACUUGUAUUCAAAUUAUGUUUUUUUUUUCAUACCCUUGUUGUUAUAAUUACCAUUUUUAGAGAAAGUCUUAGCAAAAAAAAAAGUGUCACAUUUUUAUUACAAGAAAAGGAUAGAGCAAUGGUCCCUAACAUAAUACAUUCAGCAUUGUUUAGGUAGGAUAUCAUGCAAUAUCAAGCCAAUUUGUUCAUUGAUUUCACCACAAAUUUGUAGGUACUGACUUUUUUCUCAUGUAAGCAUAUUUUAGACUUAAUCCCCAUAAAAAAUACAAUAUUUUUCACACCAGCAAGAUAAAAGUUGAGACAUUUAAGUUAGAACAGCAUUCUUUGUAGCUUUGCAAGCAUCAUUAAGGCUUUAUUUAAUACAUCUUACAAGAUUAGUGUGUUUUUAACAUUUCACACAGGAUUUAUAAGCCUUAGAAGAGAAUAGGUGAUAAAAGUGUUACAUAAUAGAUGUACUGGUAUUUCCCAUGACUCAACAAAAAGUAUGAUUGGUUGGCAUUUAUGUAUGUAUUAAUUGUAAGCUCUACAGACUCGUGAAACAUUUAAAUAUUAACAGUCUGAUUGACUAUUAGGAUCAUGUUGUGAAGAAGCCAUUGUGGCUUUCAGUGUUGUUGUAUUUUUCGACUCCUUCAGGAUUAUUGAUUUAAAUACUUUAUUGUAUAAGAUUAAAGAUACAGGUUAAGCCGGUGCUAGGGGGUAGGGGUGCUAAGGGGCAUGAGAGUUUCUUUCCAUUAUCUCUAAUGAACAUACAUACAACCAAGUCUGCAAUUUUCCCAACAGAAAUAUGUGAAAAACAUUUUCUAUUUACAUGAAACAAUUGUAGAUCAACGAAGUGUCAACAUGGCUUUAAUUGUAAUUGAUAAUGAGCAAAAGUGAAAAAUUUAAAUAACCAGACCUGAUAAAUAUUAUAAUUUCAUUAUUUUUAUUGUUAAAGGGAAUGAUCCGAGCUUUUGUUGUUUUUGUGGGGUUUUUUUUACAUGAUGAGACUGAAAACAUUUUUUGGAGAUUGUUUAUAUUUUUAUCCAUUAUAAGUUGAUUUAAUACAUUGUAACAAAUGUUACAAUUUCAGGCAUUUAAUCCACAGUGGAGGUCUUGUUUCUGAUGUUGUAUUUGAUUCCUGAAAUCAUUUUUUGUAUUGAUUCUGUUUGUCAAAUGAUAAGAUAUUCUUAUUUCAUUUAAGUUGUCAUUAUUGUUAUGCUCAUUAUGUAGAAUUAUCUUGUCAAAGUACAGUUUAAAGUGGACUGGUCAAUAAUAGAAUGUCUCCAUGA
This is a messenger RNA of Ruditapes philippinarum (Manila clam), 6408 nucleotides long. RefSeq names its product DNA polymerase subunit gamma-1-like. Gene Ontology annotation, cellular component: mitochondrion; gamma DNA polymerase complex. Gene Ontology annotation, molecular function: DNA binding; DNA-directed DNA polymerase activity; 3'-5' exonuclease activity. Bases 1 to 2607 code for a protein of 868 amino acids. The transcript is spliced from 22 exons. Gene Ontology annotation, biological process: mitochondrial DNA replication. The record is from RefSeq and is a predicted model, not a curated record. NCBI's taxonomy places the organism in Eukaryota, Metazoa, Mollusca, Bivalvia, Venerida, Veneridae.